Erythranthe guttata (spotted monkey flower) is the source of this 3174-nucleotide messenger RNA. NCBI's taxonomy places the organism in Eukaryota, Viridiplantae, Streptophyta, Magnoliopsida, Lamiales, Phrymaceae. The record is from RefSeq and is a predicted model, not a curated record.
AUGGACGAAGCCAUAAAACCGCAAGAUGCUUCAUUCUAUGGAAUGAGUGGUGUUCAUAAGCGAUCUGCUUGCGUUCUUACAGAUAUAACGAAUGUUAAUCAAGAAACGGUGCAACAAGUUCCUUCUGAAAAAAGGAAAUUGCUACAUGAUGCUUUUAAUACACGACGUGUUGUUCGGACGCAAUCGAGUUGGAUUCUCAGUGAUGAGAAAAACAAGCAAUUGAAAAGGGAAAAAGGAAUUAUCAUCGAGCACGGAACAUCGCAUGAAGACGCAUUUCAUGGAAUCCGCGGUUUUCAAACUCCAUUGAGCUGCAUUACAUCGGACAUACUUAAUGAUUCUGAGUAUGUUUCCAACGACGACAAUAGCGAUGAUUCAGCUGAUUAUGAAGAUUACGACGAUCUGGGAGAUCAGUCGUAUGAAUGUCAAUCGUGUGGUGCAAUGAUGUGGUGCGCUGAGCGCCUUGAUAAGCACAUGAACACAUCGAGACCCGAUUUUUCUCUGUGUUGUCAGAAAGAUAAAGUACAACUGCCUUAUAUGAAAAAUGCCCCACCUACUCUUUCUAAUUUACUUUUCGGUACGGAUAGGCAGAGCAAACAUUUUCAUGACAAUAUUCGUUCUUACAACAUGAUGUUUGCUUUCACAUCACUUGGCGGAAAGGUCCAAACAUCUAUUAAUACGGGUGCUGGACCAUACACAUUUUUACUUCAAGGUCAGAAUUACCACAUGUUGGGUAGUAUGUUACCAGAGAAAGGUGCACGACCUAAAUUCGCACAACUUUACAUCUUCGAUACGGAGAAUGAAGUCCGCAAUAAAAUUGAUGUUGUCAGGUCUGGAAAUGGCUCGAACAACCUUGGUACUCAAAUUGUUGCAUCCUUGAAGGAUAUGAUCGACGAGAACAACGUCCUUGCUCAGUCGUAUAGAGCUGCCCGUAAUCGAUUUUUGAGAGAAGGCCUGCAAGGUGUUAAGCUAAAGCUGGGUGUUAGAGACAUUGUGGUUGAGACUCAGUCCAAGAAGUUGCAACACAUUAGUGAACUGCACCCAUUGUACCUGUCGUUCCAGUAUCCGCUCAUAUUUCCUUACGUGGAAGAUGGAUAUAGAGAGGAUAUUGACUUGAGAGACUCUUUUCGAGGUAACAGUGGAAAACGAAAGAACUUAACCAUGCGAGAAUACUUUGCUUACCGUUUCCAAAAAAGAAGCAUCGACAGUCCAGUACUGCUGAAUUCAAAAAAGUUGUUCCAACAGCUUGGAGUGGACGCGUAUUCUAUGAUUGAGUCGCAAAGGUUGAAUUUUAUUAGGCACAACCAGGACCAGUUGCGUGUGGACAUGUACAAAGGCAUUGAAGAACGUUUUUUCAAAGGGGACACUGAGGGAAAAUCAGUUGGAAAACGGAUAAUUCUGCCGGGUUCUUUCAUUCCUGGACCUCGGUACAUGUUCAAUAAUUUUGUCGACGCACUUCAAAUUUGUAACUGGAUUGGUUUUCCAUCAUUGUUCAUAACUAUUAUAUGCAACCCACAAUGGCCUGAAAUACAAAGGGUCCUCAAUGAUACAAGUCUCAGAUCGGAGGAUCGCCCUGAUAUUCUAUGCCGCAUAUUCAAAAUGAAGUUGGACAGUUUGAUGACGGAUUUCAAGAAGGGACAUAUAUUCGGACGAAUUAGAGCACAUGUGUGUACUAUAGAAUUUCAGAAGCGUGGUCUGCCUCAUGCACAUAUAUUAUUGUGGUUGGAUAACGAUGCCAAACCUAAGUGCUCCGCCGACAUCGACAGGAUGAUAUGUUCGGAAAUUCUUGACAAAAAAACCGACAGAAAGAUGUACAACUUGGUUGAGAAAUACAUGAUACACGGCCCGUGCGGCCAUGCGAAUUUGAAUUCACCUUGCAUGAAGGAUGGCGUUUGCACGAAGAGGUUUCCAAAAAAGUUUGUACAGCGAACCGAGGCCGAUCCUGAUGGUUACCCGGUAUAUAGGAGAAGGGAUGAUGGAAGAACGGUUAGGAAGAAGAAUACUAUUCUUGAUAAUGGAUUUGUGGUUCCCUACAACCGUGUGUUAUUGAGUAAAUACCGAUCCCACAUCAAUAUUGAGUUGUGCAACCAGAGCAAGUCAAUAAAGUAUUUGUUCAAGUACGUCAACAAGGGACACGAUCGUGUCACGGCAACAUUUUUCCAACCUCCGUCUACGGACGCUGAUCCUGCUGUUCGUGAUGAGAUCAAAAUGUAUUAUGACUGCAGAUAUUUGUCAGCGUGCGAGACAAUGUGGAGGAUAUUUGCAUUUGAGAUACAUUACCAAGAUCCACCCGUCAUUAGAUUGAGUUUCCAUCUCCCCGACAAUCAACCGUUGGUAUUCAAUGAGAACCAAUCAUUAAAGAGUGUCUUGGAAAGGCCAACCGCGAGGCAAACCAUGUUCUUGGCAUGGUUCGAGGCGAACAAGACCUACCCACAAGCUAAGGAGUUACGGUACGCAGAGUUUCCCCAACAUUAUGUGUACAAGGAUGAUUCUCGGGUGUGGGUGCCAAGAAAGAAGAGGUUUGCCAUUAGAAGAGUCACCAACGUGUCCCCGACAAAGGGAGAAGACUUUUAUCUUAGAUUGUUGCUCAACGUCCAAAGAGGGUGCAAAAGUUACGAGGACAUCAGAACGGUGGGUGGCAAUGUUUACGCGACGUUUAGGGAUGCGUGCUAUAUUUUGGGGUUGUUGGAAGAUGACAAAGAGUACAUUGGUGCAAUUAGAGAGGCAUACGGUUGGGCAAACGGACACUUCCUCAGAUUGCUGUUCGCUGUUAUGUUGCUUUCUAAUAGUUUUAGCAGACCGGAACAUGUUUGGGAGAAAUAUUUGGCUCUAUCGGAUGAUAGUUUGAAGAAUUACGCGUUGAUAGAAAUCGAGAAGAUCCUACAGAGCAACGACAAGAGCUUGCGGAAUUUUGACUCUAUGCCGAUGCCACUAGAUUCGUCGAUGGAUGACACGGAGAACCGAUUAGUGCUCGAUGAGUUGGACUACGAUGUAUUUGCGAUGGCUGAAGAACUGAAACGAUAUCUUUCUUCUAUCACAGAUGAGCAGAGAAGGGUCUACGAUGUCGAAGAAUUGAGGCGGGACGUACUUCCUCUACGGUCACGGAGGUGCCGGAAAGACAUUUAUAUGGAGAACGUUGUCCGCUGCUGUCCGUUCGAAGGGGGAAAUAGUUCUUAA